This is a messenger RNA of Sceloporus undulatus (fence lizard), 4123 nucleotides long. It is a transcript of the gene TATDN2, whose product is annotated as TatD DNase domain containing 2. Gene Ontology annotation, molecular function: hydrolase activity, acting on ester bonds. NCBI's taxonomy places the organism in Eukaryota, Metazoa, Chordata, Lepidosauria, Squamata, Phrynosomatidae. The record is from RefSeq and is a predicted model, not a curated record. The coding region runs from base 268 to 3345 and encodes 1025 amino acids. The transcript has 8 exons.
ACAUACAGAAAUAGUAUAUUGAAAUAGAAUUAAAUUGCUACAACAAUUAGAACCAGUUCAAUACUAACAUCCAAUGUAAAAGAUUAAAAUGCUCAAAAUACUACAGCACCCUGUCGCCUGCCUUAAAAACUUUCUGUGGGUUGCCACGGCCAAGUGAGGAUUCACACUCUGGUCUCCUGCAAUAUGUUCGGAUGACUUUUGCAACAUCGUUACACUUAAAUCCACCUUGUUGUUGUGGUUGUGUGCCUUCAAGUGGUUUCUGACUUAAUGGCAAGCCUCUGGUCACCCAGUAACCCAGCCUCAAUGCAGCCAAACAGGAGACGCAAAAUAGAGUGGGACAGCUUGUCCGUUAGCUCCCCUACCAAAUACUACAAGCUCACAGAAGAAGGGCCGCCUCAUCCUUCCCCUAACAGUCGCCUUGGUGGCAAGACAGCUGCAUUCAAAAAGAGCUUGCACUUUCCAGAAUCUUCUUAUAAGGCAUUCUCCAGAACUUCAUUCACUGCAGAGGAUUCUUCCUCUGAUGAGUUUGAACUAGAAGAUGAAGCCAGCAGCAUGGUUCAAGAGAGUCUGGGCCAUUCUGUUUUGGGUAGAAGUCUGCUUGUAAAAAACUCAGCCAGUGACAUGUCUAGGCGAAAUGUGACAUCUACACCUGGAGAAUCCCCGAAACAAAAGGUUAAACAAGAUGGUUGCAGUGAUUCAGGCCCAAGUCUUACAUCGAGCAGCGAAAAAAAGGACACUUCAAAAGAAGCAGAGGCUGAAUCUGGGAGGAGGAGAGUGAAGAGCAAGGAUCAAGAUCAAGGUGCUCGAGUAAUAUAUCGCAAAGCCCUGUUGGGUAUACUUGGUGGAGCGCUACGAGCUAAAAGAGAGGCAGCAACUCCAAAUGGAGUUCACAUAGAAAGAAAAGAGGCAUCUGGAUCAUCUGACAAUCUGAAACAUCCCUCAGUAGCAUCAAAACCUGGGGAACAGCAAACUGCAAAAGACUCGGACUGUUCAAAAACUAUAACAAAAGAGCACAUCAAUAUUUCUAUCAGACAAAGUAAAGAAGAGUCUUGUAGGUCAGAUGGUAGCUCAAGACAUGUUUCUGUAGUUUUAAGAUCAGAAGGAGAAAAAGAACUUAAGCAUGAGUCCAGAUUUCAGAAAGUUGCUACAAAAGAAGAUAAUACUACACGGCGUAGUGGAAAAGAGGCUUCUAGACCAGGUAGCAGCUCACGCUUUACCCAUGCAGUAUCCAGGUUUGAAGAUGAGUCAGAUCAUCAACAAGAAUCCACUUUUCAGAAAACUGCUGUUCAGGAAGAACAUAGUACCUCUAGGCACAAUAGAAAAGAGUCUUCCAGAUCAGGGGGCCGGUCAAGACAUAUCCAUCAGUCAUCAAGUAUUGAAAAUGAGCCAGAAUUUCCACAGGAGUCCAGGUUUCAGAAAUCUGUUGUAAAGGAAGAACAGAAGACUUCUAGGCAUAGCAGAAAAGAAGCUUCCAGACCAAGCAGCAGCUCGAGACAUGUAAUGAGCUUUGAACAUAAGACAGAAUUUCAGCAGGAACCAACCAGCCCAAGAACUGUAGUAAAAGAGGACAGUGAUACUUCUUUUGGAUAUGAUAGAAAUACACCUUGCAGAGAGCUUCACAGAUCAGAUGACAAUUUAAAAAGUGUUUGUAAUCUUUCACAAACUGAAAGAGAAUGGAAGUGUCAGAGAGAGUCUGCCAAAAAGCAAAAUAUAACUAAUGAAGAAAAUGCUAAUACCAAUCUAAGUAAAAAGGAAUCCCAGAGACCAGAAAACUACUUAAGAUGUAGGUCUGAUGUUUCAAGCUAUGAUGCUGAACUGCUCAUUAAGGUCAGUACUACCACAAAACAGGAAACUGUAUCAAAAGAUAAAUGCAUUUCCUCCAGUUCAUCUGAUACACAGAGUGAAACCAAAAGAGAGUUUGUAAAUUUCCAGAGGACAGUUAUUGUUGAACCUUCUCCAAAACAUAUGCUUGUGGAGGAACCUCGUUCAGAAGUAGAUCAAAAGUUUACUGAGCAAGAAAAAGAGCCUUCAGUUGAAAGCGAUUGGUCUGACCUCGAGGAUGUAGAGCCACCUACUACUUUCUCACAAGAGGAUUCCAUCCCAAAUUACAGUACAUCAGAAACAAAGGAGAAUUCAAUGUUAGCGACAGAGUUUGUGAUGUAUCCUCCUCAUUUAUACAGUUGCAAAAUAAGUGAUUAUGCAAAGUAUUGGACAAGCAGUCCCAAGCCAACAAGUUGUGCUUCUUUUUCAGUCCCCUCUAAAGAUGAUUCAUAUGAUAGCCAUCUCUGUGAUAAUUCAGAUUUUUCAACUAGUAUCUUUUCAGACACAUCAAGAGAUCAAAGACCUUCAGUGGAAAAUGUGCAUGAUAGGUCAUGGUCACUUAGUUCUCCAUUGCUGUGUGAAAAGCAAAAGAGACGACAGAGUAUGGAAGUACCAUCCCAUGUUCCUAUCUUUUCGACAUCACGCAAGUCAGACUCUUUCAUUAAUAAUCGUGUAAACCAGGAUUUACAUGGUGACUUACCUAAAUAUUUAGAAGAAGGAUUUAUUGACACCCACUGCCAUCUGGAUAUGUUAUAUUCAAAGAUGGCUUUCAGGGGCACCUUUUCUAAGUUUAGAACAACUUAUGAUAGCACUUUUCCUGAAGAAUUUCAAGGCUGUAUAGCUGACUUUUGUGAUCCUCGUACCUUGAAGAACAACUUAUGGGAAGAUCUGUUAAAAGAAGACAUGGUUUGGGGUGCAUUUGGCUGUCAUCCACAUUUUGCCCGUUACUACACAGACCUUUAUGAAAUGCAUCUUUUACAGACAAUGAGACACCCCAAAGCUAUUGCCUUUGGAGAAAUGGGGCUUGAUUACUCUUAUAAAUGUAGCACUGAAGUUCCAAAGCAGCAUAAGGUAUUUGAAAGACAACUGAAUCUAGCUGUUUCCUUAAGGAAGCCAUUAGUAAUUCACUGCAGAGAUGCUGAUGAGGAUCUGUUGGAAAUCAUGAAAAAAUGUGUACCAAAAGACUACAAAAUACACAGGCAUUGCUUUACUAGCAGAUACAGUGUCAUUGAACCACUGUUGGACUACUUUCCAAAUCUUACUGUUGGAUUCACAGCAUUACUGACAUACCCAUCAGCUCAUGAAGCUAGAGAGGCAGUUCGAAAAAUUCCUUUAAGCAGAAUAGUAGUAGAAACAGAUGCACCUUAUUUCCUUCCGAGGCAGGUGCCCAAAAGUGUAUGCCAGUAUUCACACCCAGGAGUAGCUUUGCACACAGUGAAAGAGAUCGCCCGCCUCAAAGAGGUGCCUGUGUCCAUCAUGUUAGCCAUACUAAGACAAAAUACAAACAAAAUCUAUAAUUUGUAGGAAAGUGCAAGGGAGUGUGGGGAAGGGAAUGAGAAGGAAAUGUCUCCAUGAAGUUAUUAUGGUUCCUCCAAGUGAUUGAUGUAAAUAGGUUUUUGGGCUUGUAUGCUAACUUUGACAAGCUUGAAUAUUGUGACUCUUGAGAAAAAGGGAAAUAGUUAAAAGUGCUUAAUUGAAACACAGUCAUUUAGACAUUCAUACGUUUUCCAAAUUUCUUUGCCCCCCGCUUCCCUUCCAGUAUUAUUGGUUGCCUGCCAUUUAAGGUGCCUUAGUGUUUACUUUAUUCUUGAACAGUGACUUCAUUUUUUAAUUGCUAAUAGUUGAGGGCAACACAAAAAAUAGUGACUAAUUUUUAAUUUUCCUUUUAAUUAGGCAGUUUUUAAUCUCUUCAAUGGGUUCCUUUUUUAAUGAAGAAAAUAAUUUAGUUUUUCUAUGAUGUUAUGCAUUAUUUGAAAUUUAAAGAGCUUAUUUGUAAAUAAAUGUAUUUUUAUAUAAAUACUCAUGCUGAAUAUGUAAAUGACUAUCACUAAGGCAAAAAAUUAAAAUCUUCUGGACGGUAACAUUGAAAGAAAGUAAUUGUUGCCUUUCCUUUGAAUUCAUGCCAACAAUGUGACUUCAUGUUAUAUGCAAAGUUUCUUUUUGUAAAUGCUUCUAUUAAUGUUAUUAAUGGUGUUUCCCCAAUAUAUGUAAAGAGCCUUUUAAAUAAUUCUUCUGUAUAUGUAUGAGAUGUAUGUUUGUAUGCAGGAAGAACAAUAAAACCAUGCGUCUUCAAAUCAAAGAA